AUCUCUCCCGUCCUUUUUUUCUGUUUUGUUGUGCCAGGAGAAGUUUUGGAAAAGAAUGAUACGCCUGUAAAUAUAUACGAUUAUAUUUGGAGAGAGAGAAGGUGAAGCAAUGGGGUGUUUCCUCUGCUCUGGCGAAUCGUCAGUUUCCAAGAAGGACCCCAAGAAAAGGAUAAUUGAUAGAAAAACUAACCGGUGUGAAACAAGCAAUCAUGCGCAAAACUCACAAGAUAUGCGUAAAUUUAGUUUGCCUAAUGUUGCGAGGGAAGAUCGCCCUGUUGCAAAGGAGGAGUCAGAUGGCAGUGGUGGUAAUGACGAGGCCAAAGUGCGGACUUUUACCUUUGCCAACUUAGCUGCUGCAACCCAGAAUUUCAAGGGAGACAAUUUCCUUGGAGAAGGAGGUUUUGGAAGAGUUUAUAAAGGUCGUUUGCUAGACACCGGUGAGCUUGUGGCUGUCAAGCAGCUUGAUCGCGGUGGGUCUCAGGGGAUUAGGGAGUUUGUGGUUGAAGUUAUGACGUUAAGUAUGGCUAACCACCCCAAUCUUGUUAACUUGAUCGGGUAUUGUGCUGAGGGUGAUCAGAGGCUGUUAGUCUACGAGUACAUGCCUCUAGGUUCUCUCGAGGAUCACUUACACGGCCCUAAACUGAAAAGAAAGAAGCUGGACUGGAACACAAGGAUGAAUAUAGCAGCUGGUGCAGCCCAAGGCUUGGAGUAUAUGCACGACAAGAUGAAAACCCCCAUUAUAUAUCGAGACUUGAAGGGUUCGAAUAUUUUGUUAGGGGAUGGAUAUCAUCCCAGACUAUCCGACUUUGGUUUGGCUAAAGUUGGGCCUUGCGGUGAUCAGAGUCAUGUUUCCACCAGAGUAAUGGGCACUUAUGGAUAUUGUGCCCCCGAUUAUGCGAUGACCGGACAACUCACCUUCAAAUCAGAUAUCUAUAGUUUUGGUGUUGUGCUUCUGGAGAUUAUCACGGGAAGGAGAGCCAUUGACCAUAGAAAAUCUGGUCCAGAGGCAAAUCUAGUCUCAUGGGCAAGGCCGUUAUUCAAGGACCGGAAAAGAUUCCACCAAAUGGCAGAUCCAGCGUUGGAAGGGCAAUACCCGGUGAGAGGGCUGUACCAAGCUCUAGCAAUCGCUGCAAUGUGCGUCCAAGAGCAACCAAACAUGAGGCCCCUCGUUGCUGAUAUUGUCACGGCCCUCAACUAUCUUGCCUCACAGACCUAUGAUCCGAGCGUCCCAGGCCCCAAUACUCUGCGUAGCAGAUCAAAAGGAAAUAGCGAGCGCAACAACCACAACGACAACCAAGUCCAGGGACGGCUCAGUAUCUAGUUGCUUCCACUCUCAUCAUUUUUUACCAUCACAUGGAGUUAACUCCUACUCAGCUCUUUAUGUAAAUCCACACUUUUGGAGAAA
Salvia splendens (bonfire salvia) is the source of this 1405-nucleotide messenger RNA. Its product is annotated as probable serine/threonine-protein kinase PBL7. The coding region runs from base 110 to 1321 and encodes 403 amino acids. The record is from RefSeq and is a predicted model, not a curated record. NCBI's taxonomy places the organism in Eukaryota, Viridiplantae, Streptophyta, Magnoliopsida, Lamiales, Lamiaceae. Gene Ontology annotation, molecular function: ATP binding; protein kinase activity. The transcript is spliced from 5 exons. Gene Ontology annotation, biological process: protein phosphorylation.